GCUCCAUUGGAUUUUUCCAGUAAAAAGAAAAAGAAGACCAAGAAUUUCCUCCCUUCUGACCUGCCCCAAUCUGAGGUGGCGCCUACUUCUACAAGAUCCGUUGAGAAAGUCGAAAACAAAAAGGAUGCGCCCAAGCCCAAAUCUAUCGAUGCACCCGCCGCCUCUACUAGCACACACCCAGUAAAAAAGAAACAUACAGCUGUAGGGUCAGUCACUGAGCAGCUUGAUGAGCUUGCGUUUGGCGAAAAAAAAAAGAAAAGGAAGGGUGUCCUUCGGCCUCUUAAUGAAUCUGAGCCUCAAUCUUCUAUAUCUGUUGCUCAAGGCUCUUCCACCAUCGGUGCUGUCGCCUCCUCCCAAGGUGGUGUGGAAACUGAGGCCACUGAAGGUGCAGCUCAAUCUGGCAACACUGGUUAUCCGUACGAUAUGCUUCUAGCACGAGUAUUUGCCCAAAUCCAGGCGCACAACCCGGAGCUGAUGUCUGACACGAAACGCCGAUUGGUGAUGGCACCGCCCUGCAUGGCUCGAGUAGGCACCAAAAAGACUCAUUUCACCAAUUUCAAUGGUAUCUGUCGCUCGCUUAAUCGUGACCCAGCUCACCUCUCUGCGUACCUGUUUGCAGAGCUGGGUACAACGGGCUCGGUGGACGCUAACGGGGCGUUACUAAUUAGGGGAAAGUAUCAGGCUAAGCAUAUUGAACCGGUGCUGCGAAAUUAUGCUCGUACCUACGUUCUGUGCAGCACCUGUCAAUCGCCCGAUACCGAAUUGUCCAGAGAUUCGCGACUUCUCUUCCUCCAAUGUAAAACGUGCCGUUCGCGCGUAACAGUGAAGAGUGUAACCUCUGGUUUCCAAGCUGUCACGGGGAAACGUGCUGCUAUUCGUGCAAAGACGCAAUAG
Molecule: messenger RNA, 894 nt
Organism: Hydatigera taeniaeformis
Lineage: Eukaryota; Metazoa; Platyhelminthes; Cestoda; Cyclophyllidea; Taeniidae
Source: the annotation of a GenBank genome assembly